CGUGAAGCAGUCGCUGCGGUAAACAGCGCUCGGUCAGACCUGCACCGGGAUGAACGCGCGCUGCGGACGGACAUUAUAGAGAGCACCGCGCGAACCUGCAAGAUGAGGCACGAAUGAGAUUCACAGCAUGUCAUUUAAGAAGGAGACGCCACUGGCUAACGCUGUGUUUUGGGCAGCGAGGAAAGGAAACUUGGCUUUGCUUCAGCUGUUGUUGAACAGCGGCCGAGUGGAUGUCGACUGCAAAGAUGGAUACGGCACCACAGCGUUAAUGGUGGCUUCAUACAGCGGUCAUUAUGAGUGUGUCCGGGAACUCAUCAUGCAAGGUGCAGAUAUUAAUCUGCAGAGAGAGACAGGUUCCACCGCUCUCUUCUUCGCUUCACAGCAGGGCCACAAUGACAUUGUCAAGCUCCUGUUUGAAUUUGGAGCGUCCACAGAGUUUCGGACAGAGGAUGGCGGCACGGCUCUCUCCGCGGCCUGUCAGUGCGCUCACUCCAGAGUGGUGGAGACCCUUCUGAAGAACGGCGCCAGCGUCCACGACCAGCUCAAUGAUGGUGCGACUGCCUUAUUUUUGGUGUCCCAAGAGGGUCAUGUGACCGUAAUACGGCAGCUUUUGUCAUCCGGGGCUAAAGUCAAUCAACCGCGAGAGGAUGGCACAGCUCCGCUCUGGAUGGCAGCCCAGAGGGGACACAGUGAGGUGGUCAAAGUUCUGCUGCUACGAGGUGCAGACCGUGACGCAGAUAGAAAAGACGGCUCCACGGCUCUGUUCAAGGCUGCACAUAAAGGCCACUGUAACGUCAUUGAGGAGCUCCUCAAGUUCUCUCCUUCACUCGGCCUUCUGAAGAAUGGUUCUACAGCUCUUCAUGCUGCCGUCAUGAGCGGGAAUCCAAAAACUGUCAAACUUUUGCUGAAGGCAAAUGCUGAUCCAGCUUUACCCAACAAGAAUAAUGAACUGCCGGAGGAUCUGACGAAGAACGAGCGCAUCCUGAGAGUCCUGCGCCUGCCGCUGCUGAAUGGAGGGAGCUGAUGACUGCUGGGUUUGCUCUUAGCGCUCUCUGCUGUCCUUGUUUUUAGAUUGAUGAAAAAUUAAUGCACUGCAUCCUCCUGAGAGAGGAGCCGCUGCCCGGAACAGCUUUCCUGUCUCAAACAGCCCAUCUUAUAAUGUUGCUUGCUUGCAACAAUGCACUGAAAAGCAGAAUUGCUUAUUCUUCAUCUCGGAAAUGUUAUGACAUAAUGUACUUUUUUUUUUUUUUAAGUCUAAAACAUUUACCAAAUUUGUAUAUUUUGUAAGA
Molecule: messenger RNA, 1289 nt
Organism: Sinocyclocheilus anshuiensis
Lineage: Eukaryota; Metazoa; Chordata; Actinopteri; Cypriniformes; Cyprinidae
Gene: ankrd29
Product: ankyrin repeat domain 29
Exons: 10
Coding region: 128-1024 (298 amino acids)
Molecular function (GO): protein binding
Source: RefSeq, a predicted model, not a curated record